GAGAGAAGGACAGUGACGAGCCAUAGUAGGAGAAGAUGAAGAGAGACAUCGCCGGAGGGGAGGUAACGGAACAAAAAAGAAAUGAAAAGUUUUGCUUCCAUGGAAGGGAGAUGGGAAGAAUGGCUGCAUGAGGGAUGGACGCAGGACGCUUCAGGGCGUCCAUUUCCGAAGUCGUCAUUCUCCUGGAGGCAGAAGAAGAAGCAGUCAUUCUCCUGGAGGCAGAAGAAGAAGCAGGCAGCCAUGAAAGUCUUCGAGAUUAACAAUGGAAGCACCCUCUCCCUUGCUCUCUUCACCGACGUCACCAACUCCAAGGAACUCCUAGAUUCCAUGCAAGCUGGAAAACUUGAACCAGAAGUUGCAUUUCUUAAUGCUUCACUUAUCCCAGAUGUUUUCCCUGUUCUUGCUGCUGCCCAUAAGACACUUGUUGCCAAGUCUCGUGAGUCAUUAACAACACACACUCUUCAUUCUGAACUUGUUUACAACUGCUCAGGAUCCAAGCAUAUUACCGAGUCACUUAAAAGAUGUGGCAUCUCUGAUAGCACAACCUGCAUCCUUGCAGCUCGAUUCAAUGCUUCAUCUGAUGAGAUGAAAGCUAUAGAGAAGCUUAUCAAUGGGAAAGAGAUUGAUCUGGAAGAGUUGCAGCAGAGAGCAAACCUAGCCCAGAUACAAAAGCACUACAAGAUAUCUGGUGUGGAGCUUGGGAUAUCCUCUCUUGCAGAUGCUAUAACAUGCAGAAUUGCUGCUCGAGAUGCCUUGUGAAAAAAAGGAAGAUUAUCCUUUUGUCAAUAUUGGCAACAUUCUUUUCUCCUUCCCUAAUGGAGGAUAAUAGUCUUCCUCUUCUGGAUGUGAAGAGGAUAUGAAAAAGGCAACAGGGAAGAAAACCCAAGUGUUUGUAGUUGGACAGUCCUGGUUGGAAAUAUGUGUGACAAUUGCGUGGAGAAAGGGCUGUGAUUUGGAAUACUUGAAUACUAACAUAAACUGUCGUAAGUUGUUUAUUCUCUUUUGUUUUUGGUAAUUUUAACUAAAUUUGCAAGUUUGAGCUUUGGAGUUGAACAUCCAGUCUCUCAACUUAAUUUCAAGGUUUAGUUAGCAGCGAAGUACCUGCGUUUUGUUAAGCUAAUUGAUAAUAGCGGUAGCUUCUUUGAAAACAUUAUUAUUUUACAAUAAAUAAAUUAGAUUUUU
This is a messenger RNA of Rubroshorea leprosula, 1182 nucleotides long. NCBI's taxonomy places the organism in Eukaryota, Viridiplantae, Streptophyta, Magnoliopsida, Malvales, Dipterocarpaceae. The record is from the annotation of a GenBank genome assembly.